AUGGUUCAUCACUUGAAAAAGGACGAGGAAAAGACGCGUAUGUGGUCGGAAAUCGCAUCGGCAGCCGAAACAGGCUGGGAUUUUUCGACCAGGUGGUUUGCUCAAGAUGGUGAAGACAAGCACGCAAUGAGAAGUAUUAGGACAUGGAGCAUUGUUCCAGUCGAUCUCAAUGCGUUCAUGUGCGUGAAUGCUCGGAUUUUGGCCAGUCUUUUCGAAAUCAGAGGAGACUUCAAAAAGGUCGCAUUCUACCAAGAACGUUACGAAGUUAGCAAAACGUGA
This is a messenger RNA of Cooperia oncophora, 279 nucleotides long. NCBI's taxonomy places the organism in Eukaryota, Metazoa, Nematoda, Chromadorea, Rhabditida, Trichostrongylidae. The record is from the annotation of a GenBank genome assembly.